UAACGCUAAAACAUUGUCCGCUGCAACUCUUCAUCACCCCAAGACUUCCCGCCCCUUAAGCCGUUCAUUUUUUCUUCACUAAAUGAAAUUUCACUUAGGCACUGUCUAACUACUAUUUAGUAUCACCUGAACACCGAGAUUUCUCGGAAAGGCAGCAAAUAAUUUCUGCUAAAGUAUCUCCUUUUCUUUCAGAUUUGAUAGUGUGUGUUCUUUCGUCGUUUCCGCCAUCCUUCUAUACGUUUCUCAUUGAUAGACCAUUGUCUCUUGGGUCUUACGUACUUAUUUAGGUGCAGAACCAGAAUUUUGUCUUCCUAUAGCUGUUAAAUACUUCAGAAUGGGUGGAUGGACGAUUGUUGGAGACUCUUUCAAGGGAGGUGAUGUGAAGCUAGUGACUGAACAUUUAAUUGAACUGUCCCGGAAGUCGAAUGUAGACUAUGGUGCCGAAUUUCUCGCUGAAAACGAACACCAAUACCCUCCGGCGACCGAAGAUGAAGAAAGAAGAAUUAUAAAAAAACUUGAUUUCAUCUUGGUACCGAUGCUUUUCUUCACAGCGACGAUGGGAGCAGUUGACAAGGUUUCCCAGGGUACAGCGGCGAUUUAUGGCUACAUUCCGGACAAUAAUUUAACAGGAUCUCAGUAUUCCUGGCUAGGAUCAAUUCUUUUCCUUGGUUCCUUAGUCGGGAUGUUCCCCAUGUCCUUUUUCUUGCAGAGGUUUCCAUUGGGAAAAGUUCUAGUAACCGCUUCACUUUUCUGGAGUAGUUUAACACUUCUAUUGUGUGUUGGUAGAAGUUUCGCUGGGUUGGCUGCUAUUCGGUUUCUUAUGGGGUUUGUCGAAUGUGCUAUUGUCCCUGGGUGUACUCUUGUCUGCGGAAGAUUUUAUUCCAAGGGAGAAAUUGCUACUCGUUUGGCUUUUGUUUUUGCCUUUGCUUCUUCAGUUAUUAAUGGGUUUUUGUCAUGGUUGGUUGGUUAUUUUCAUCAUUCCACAGUCCCAGCCUGGAAGUUUCUCUACAUCUUGGUGGGUUCUAUUUCAUUUCUUUGGGGUUGUCUCAUGUGGGUAUAUUUGCCAGAUUCUCCCUUGAACGCCAAAUUUCUUACCAACCAAGAAAAGGUCUACGUCGUGAGACGGAUUAUCAGAAAAAGCAAUGGCGGUGUUCAGAAUAAUAAUUGGGAUUGGCAACAAGUCAAGGAGGCAGUUCUCGACAGCAAAACUUAUGUCAUAUUCUUUUUCAACAUUGGUAUAAAUAUUUGCAAUGGUGGUCUCUCAACGUUUUCUUCCAUAAUCAUUUUUAACCUUGGAUUUAAUGCAAUGAAAGCAUCGUUGAUGGGUAUUCCAACAGGUGUCAUUGCAACCCUUGCUACCAUUUUCUUCACGUUUUUAUGUAACAAAUUCAACAACAAGCGUUGCUUGAUUGCAAUUAUUUCACUUAUACCUCCGGUUGUUGGGUCAGCUAUCAUAUAUGCCGUGGACCGGCUGAACGUGGCACCGCAAUUGGUUGGUCUCUACUUGCUUUAUUUCUACUUUGCUCCGUACGUCGUGAUGAUGUCCCUUGCCCAAGCUAACACUUCUGGAAACACCAAGAAAUCUGUCACCUAUUCUAUCAAUUAUUUGGGUUAUUGUGUGGGAGCUCUUAUUGGCCCUCAAACUUUUAGGGCUAACCAGGCUCCAAGAUACACUGGAGGUUUUAUCGCCUUGCUUUGUUCUUUCCUUAUUUGCAUGAUGUUUGCUGGCAUAUAUUGGGCGAUAUGUAUUUGGGAGAAUUCCAAGAAAUCGAGGAAGUACGACGAAAACGAAGUGUAUCUGGAAAAGCCGGUGUCCAGAGAUGAAAAGGAGAUUGACGAUGAGGAAUAUUACGAUCUAUCUGAUUCCCAGCGAAAGCAUUUCCGUUACACUACAUAGUAAUUAGAGUACAAUUAAUUUAAUUCAACGACUUAUAAGACUUUC
This is a messenger RNA of Scheffersomyces stipitis CBS 6054, 1942 nucleotides long. Its product is annotated as putative MFS allantoate transporter. Gene Ontology annotation, molecular function: transmembrane transporter activity. Gene Ontology annotation, cellular component: membrane. Gene Ontology annotation, biological process: transmembrane transport. The transcript has a single exon. The record is from RefSeq and is a predicted model, not a curated record. NCBI's taxonomy places the organism in Eukaryota, Fungi, Ascomycota, Pichiomycetes, Serinales, Debaryomycetaceae. The coding region runs from base 335 to 1897 and encodes 520 amino acids.